Molecule: messenger RNA, 1001 nt
Organism: Stylophora pistillata
Lineage: Eukaryota; Metazoa; Cnidaria; Anthozoa; Scleractinia; Pocilloporidae
Biological process (GO): rRNA base methylation
Molecular function (GO): rRNA (cytosine-N4-)-methyltransferase activity
Source: RefSeq, a predicted model, not a curated record
GGCGACGGGUUCUUUGUCGUUUUGCACCAGAAGUCUGUUCCUUCUCAGAAAUUGCGAUACUUUUGUACUCAAGGUGAUUCACACACUGUUCAUGUUCUUGUGAUGUUGAAAGAAUGUCUCAGCUUUCUUGCACCCUGUGAUGGACAAAUCUUGAGUGUUGGUCCGGCCGGGGCUUGAACCCUCGACCUCCCGCACUACAGUCCAGCGCUUAACCAAAGAAGGAGUCUGUAAAAGGAAUCCUUCUUGAUGUUGGUGCCUCGAGUAUACGAUUCGACAAUCCAGAUAGAGGAUUUUUAUUUUACAAAGAUGGUCCUCUAGAUACAAGAGGUUGCUGAUGACAGCAGCUGAUGUGGUGAAUUCUAUCAACGAGACAGAACUUACAGCUGUAUUGAGACAGUAUGGACAAGAAAAGGAAGCUGUUCGCAUUUCAAGAGCAAUCGCCAAAGCCCGGUCAAAGAUGCCGUCACUUUUCACAAGACAGUUAGCAGCCAUUGUGACUGCUGCUGUGCGUCACAGCCGAUCGGACAGAUUUGCCCGACCCAUCCACCCAGCAACGAGAACGUUUCCAGCUUUGCGCAUACUCGUAAACGAUGAGCUAAAUGAACUUCAGUGCGUCCUAAAAGCAGCGCAUAAACUUCUUCGUCCCCGUGGGCGGCUGGUGGUCAUUUCAUUUCAUGCUUUAGAAGACUCCCUUGUAAGACGUUUCUUUAAAGAUGCGAAUUCUGAAGUCAGUUACAUGCGAUCCAGGACAAACGUGGCGGGCAAAGCGAAAAAAAGCUGGUUACCGCCUCACAAGAAAGUUAUUUACCCCACCGGAGAGGAAGUUUAUCUCAAUCCUCGAUCACGAUCAGCUAAAUUACGAGCGGCAGUAAAAGUGGAUAAUUUAGUUAUGGACUUAACUGAAUUCACCAGCUGGUUAGACUAGAAUUCGAGAGAACCGUUUUACAACAGUUCAACGCCAAUCUGAACAUCUUUAGAACAUUAAAAAUGGGAAACAGUUA